Amorphotheca resinae ATCC 22711 is the source of this 2403-nucleotide messenger RNA. RefSeq lists its product as hypothetical. Bases 1 to 2403 code for a protein of 800 amino acids. The transcript is spliced from 6 exons. Gene Ontology annotation, molecular function: protein serine/threonine kinase activity; ATP binding. NCBI's taxonomy places the organism in Eukaryota, Fungi, Ascomycota, Leotiomycetes, Helotiales, Amorphothecaceae. Gene Ontology annotation, biological process: mRNA cis splicing, via spliceosome; peptidyl-serine phosphorylation; peptidyl-threonine phosphorylation. The record is from RefSeq and is a predicted model, not a curated record.
AUGGCUUCUUCAGCCAGCUCUGAUGAGGGGGAGAUUCGUGAUAGGGGUGUAGAGAAGGCAACUACGACGCUGCCUCAAUUCGAUGGCACUGUGGUUGACCGUCAAGACAGAAACCGAUCUAGUAACUCAAAUUCGAUGUCUCCCGAACACGGAUAUAGGCCAAAGGACAGAAGGCGUUCCGAGAGGAGCAGGUCUCCGUAUUCAGAUCGACAGCCUCGUGGCUCGAAGAGAACGAGAGAUGAUGACUAUCCGGACCGAUCCCGAGGAGACCCACGAAGAUUCAAGGUUCAUUACGAAGACGUCUCUGCAGAGUAUAGGCACCGUCCCCGAGUAUCCUACGAAGACAUAGAUCGAGGCUCUGCCCCAAUUCCCGAGCUCCGAUACGACGAACGAGACAGAUACUCGCAAAAACGACCACGGACUCGGAGUCGCUCGCCCUACAGAUCGAGUAGAGGAGGGGACAGGAAUGGACAUGGUGGGCAAUCACGUAGAGAUGAGAAUCGGUACAAUGGUUAUGAUACUGGCAGAUCCAACCCUUAUGGUCGUGGAGACGUAAGAAAUCGGGAUGUGCAGGACCAGUCAGUGAGAAAACGGGGACAAAGCCCGCUGCCAGCUGAUAACGCAAGACACGAGGCUAAAACUAUGCAAGGGUUUUCACAGCAGCCUUCUGACCAACAUACUAAGUCGCUUGAGCCAGAAAAGUCAAGCAGUGCAGCCGAGCCAGCAGCUAUUGAAGCUCCUGAACCCGAUCCUGAACCCGUCGAUGAAGAAGCGCUGAUUGAAGAACGACGAAGACGUCGCGAGGCGAUCAAAGCCAAGUACAGAGGAUCUGCGGCUCCUUUAUUAGUACAGGCCUUGCAGCUUGGAGACAGGUCAGCCAAUCAGUCUGAAGAUAGCGAUACGCCUCAACUACCAGGGGCAGAGUCGCCAUCCGUCUCGACUCCAGAUACCCCUCGAGGUCCUGGUUCACCGGCAGAUUUUACGAUUACAAACGAUCAAGACCUAGUAAAUAAGAAGGGGGAUGCAGGCGAUGCUGAAGAUGAUGGACCAUCAGCCGCUGACUAUGAUCCUACCAUGGAUAUGAGAGAAGACAAGCAGCGGGACGACAAGAGACACAAUGAGGAGGUUUCUGCCGUAGCCUACGAUGAGACCAAACCGACCACCGAACAAGAUGUGCUUCUCCCUGCUGACCCCCUACCAGUCGAAGAGGAGCCGAGGAAGUCCAAAGACGACUUCGACAUGUUCGCAGAAGAUGAUGACGAUAUGUUUGCCGAGGAGCCCAUUCCGAAUAGCAAGCCGAAUGAUCAUCUUGACGAAGGGGCAAAAGCCGUGCCUAUUCCGCAAGCGAAGGAACUCGAUAUCGGAAUGCUUGAUAAUUGGGAUGAUCCCGAAGGUUAUUAUAAGAUUAUCUUGGGAGAGCUGCUGAAUGGCAGAUACCAUGUCCAGGCAAACCUUGGUAAAGGUAUGUUCUCUGGGGUCGUCCGAGCGAUGGAUGUGACUACGAAGAAACUGGUUGCGAUCAAGCUUAUCCGAAACAAUGAAACAAUGCGCAAGGCUGGCAUGAAAGAGAUUGAAAUCCUUCAAAAGCUCAACGAAGCAGAUCCCGAAGACAAGAAACAUAUGAUUCGAUUGGUAAGACAUUUCGAACAUAAACAACACUUGUGCAUGGUCUUCGAGAAUCUCAGCAUCAACCUCCGUGAGGUCCUGAAGAAGUUCGGACGUGAUGUGGGCAUCAACCUCAAGGCUGUUCGAGCCUACGCCCAGCAAAUGUUCCUUGGUCUGAGUCUGAUGCGAAAAUGCAACAUUCUGCACGCAGAUCUCAAACCAGAUAAUAUUUUGGUCAAUGAAACUCGCAACAUGCUCAAGAUUUGUGAUCUAGGAUCAGCAUCCGAUGCUUCUGAGAAUGAAAUUACGCCCUAUCUCGUUAGUCGGUUUUACCGUGCUCCAGAGAUUAUACUCGGCAUGCCCUACGAUUUCGCAAUCGAUGUUUGGUCGGUCGGGUGUACACUUUACGAACUCUACACAGGCAAGAUCCUAUUUACGGGCCGCACCAACAACCAAAUGCUCCGGUCAAUCAUGGAGUGCAGGGGUAAAUUCACGACUAAAAUGCUGAAACGUGCCCAAUUUGCACAUAUCCACUUUGAUGAGAUGGCCAACUUCAGGAGCGUUGAGCAGGACAAGGUUACGGGAAAGGAUACAGUCAAAAUUCUAGCAUUCACGAAGCCCACCCGCGAUCUCCGAACCCGUCUGAUGUCUGCAAGCAAAGGCUUGACGGAUGUGGAGACGAAGGAAUUGGCCCUUUUUGCUGAUUUGCUGGACCGAUGUCUCGCGCUCAAUCCAGAGAAGAGGUGUACACCACAGGAUGCAUUGAAGCAUCCAUUUAUUUCCAGGAUGACGAAGUAG